CAGUCUCACUCGCGUGCCUCUCCCUCACGCCCCAACUGUCAGAUCUCUUUCUCUCUCUAAAUUUUACUGUUUCUCACCACUGUUAACCUUUUUCAUCUUCAACCCCCUCUUCCUCUCUCUCUCUCUCUCUCUCUCUCUAUCUGCUUUUUCUUGUUAUUCUUAGUUCUUCGUCUCUUUCUCUCUCUCUCUCUCUAGGCUAAGAUUUUUCUCUCUCUAGAAGGUGUGCGUAUCUGUGUGUGUGUGUGUGUGUGUGUGUGUGAGUGUGUGUGUUUGGGGAGUUUCGACUUUCGAUUUUGGUUUUGUUUUCUUUUCCAUUUGUGUUGUCCGGGGAGAGAUUAAAGCUAGAAGAUGCAAUGAAGGCAGAGUUUAAAUUUGAACCCUUGAUUAAAGAAAAAUGCUCCUGAUCUCAGUGGAUUAUGCUGGAGAAGUUUAUGGCCCAUGCAAUGGUGACUUAUGUGCCGGGUGGUUGGUGUAAUUCUGCAUCAAGAUUGGGCUUAAAUAGAUAGCCAGGAUACAUUAUGAGGAGCUUAGGGCAAUGGGAAGUGGUGUUUGCACCUGGAAAUGAAGGAGAGGCAGCGUUGGAGAGCUGAAGAGGACGCUUUGUUACAUGCAUACGUGAAACAAUAUGGACCAAGGGAGUGGAACCUUGUUUCACAGCGCAUGAACACACCCCUAAACAGGGAUGCAAAAUCUUGCUUAGAAAGGUGGAAUAACUACCUCAAACCUGGUAUCAAGAAGGGAUCUCUUACUGAAGAGGAGCAGCGUCUUGUAAUCCGUCUUCAAGCCAAGCACGGCAAUAAGUGGAAGAAAAUUGCAGCCGAAGUCCCUGGCAGAACUGCUAAAAGACUGGGCAAGUGGUGGGAAGUGUUCAAAGAGAAGCAACAAAGGGAACAAAAGGAGAAGAAUAAGACAGUUGAUUCAAUUGAGGAGGGCAAGUACGAUAGGAUUUUAGAAACUUUUGCAGAGAAACUAGUGAAAGAGAGGCAUAGCUCAGCCUUUUCCAUGGCUACUUCUAAUGGGGGCUUUCUUCAUACCGACCCACCUUCCCCUGCUCCAACUCUUCUUCCACCUUGGCUUUCUAAUUCCAGCACUGCCCCUGCUGUCAGGCCACCAUCCCCUUCAGUGACUCUAACCCUAUCUCCCUCGACAGUGACAGCUGCUCCACCAAUCCCAUGGCUGCAGCCUGAGAGGAUGUCAGAAAAUACCCCUGUUGUUUUGGGAAAUAUGGUGCCCUAUGGAUCAAUUCCUCCUUGUGGUGAGAACCCGCUGGUAUCUGAACUGGUGGAGUGCUGCAGGGAGCUGGAAGAAGGGCAACGUGCUUGGGUUGCGCACAAAAAGGAAGCAGCCUGGAGGUUAAGAAGGGUAGAGUUACAACUGGAAUCGGAGAAGGCAUGCCGUAGAAGGGAGAAAAUGGAAGAAAUAGAGUCGAAGGUGAAGGCUUUAAGGGAAGAGCAGAAGGCUACUCUUGAUAGAAUUGAAGCUGAAUACAGGGAACAGCUAGAAGGGCUAAGGAGGGAUGCGGAAGCAAAGGAGCAAAAAUUAGCUGAGCAAUGGGCUGCAAAGCACUUGCGUCUUACUAAGUUUCUUGAACAAAUGGGGUGCAGACCCAGGCUCACUGAGCCUAAUGGCCGGUGAGGAAGAUCAGCUCUACGCGGUUCGACAUUCUGCUUUCAAAAGACUGCGUUGCUGCACAUCCUUUUUGAUCAUGUGUCUAUUCUCUUCUCAAAUUCUACGAUAGAUGUCUAUUUAUAUUUUCUAUCUACUUAUCCCUUUGGCACUCUGAAUGGAAGGCAGCAUUAGCUGAACUUGCUCUGUCUUGCAUUCACUUCUUAAAAAUAUAUUAAAUUUAUAUCCCAACCAUUGCACGAAACUGUUUGAAUCCUUUUCAGAAUGAGAGGAGGAUAUAAUCGUUUGAUCAGAUAUGGCAUUGGUUUCCGGAGGACAAGGAGUCUGAUUUCACAUACAUGGAGGCAGAUGCCUGUAAUACCUGCCAUUGGUGGGGUUUGUCAAUUGAGAGAUGAAAAUGUUUGCAUGUUAUAUUGUAUCUUGUUCAUUCUCGCCCCUGCACCUGCUGAUGUGUAAUCUUGAAAUUUUUGUAUUUUCUAUUAUAUUGUUAGUGAAAUGGCAGGAAUUACCUUUUUGUAUUUGAGAAAUUGAAGGUUUUUAGCUUA
Molecule: messenger RNA, 2171 nt
Organism: Theobroma cacao (cacao)
Lineage: Eukaryota; Viridiplantae; Streptophyta; Magnoliopsida; Malvales; Malvaceae
Gene: AS1
Product: myb-like HTH transcriptional regulator family protein
Source: RefSeq, a predicted model, not a curated record